Messenger RNA from Cantharellus anzutake, 736 nucleotides. RefSeq lists its product as uncharacterized. Bases 82 to 462 code for a protein of 126 amino acids. The record is from RefSeq and is a predicted model, not a curated record. NCBI's taxonomy places the organism in Eukaryota, Fungi, Basidiomycota, Agaricomycetes, Cantharellales, Hydnaceae. The transcript is spliced from 7 exons.
CCCUUUUCUAUCCGAUGGAUGCACAGUGAGAAAGAACGACCCACCUUCCUUUCCGCUCCAACAUGUUGUUUCUGUCACCGUAUGCUCUUGCCCCGGGCCCCUUCCAGCCUUUCGGUCACAACCCACUUCCUUUGGAGUACCCUGUCGCCAAGUUUCUUUAUGUGUAUUUCGUCCUGGAUCUUUCUCUUCUUGGAAGCGGCGAACACAUCACUUCCGUCAUAUGACGAAGUGGGAGAGGGACACUUUGGCGGGACGCCCUCGUGGCAUCGGUAUGGACAUGUUCCCACAGGCGCUUGCACCUGUUGUCCAUGCCCCUUUCCUGUUAGGUGUCCACCCAACAGGUUUGGCCGUAAGUAUCAUUUCUCCUCUCACAUUGAGACUCAUGCUGACAUCCUUACAUGUCCAGGAACAUCUUAUGUUUCCCUCAUUGUUGGGCAAGGAGCACAUUUCAUGGUAAGCUGAUCAGAUCCACUCGUGUAUUUUUCGCCACUAACAUUGGGUUACGCCACUGGCGGGAGCUUCCCCCUACAUUAGUCGAUUUUAUAGCUCAGCUCCGUCAUAUGGUGCACUAGAAGCAUGUUGACUGUAAGUACAGUUCUGAAUUCGUGCUGGGAUCCGUUCCACUCUGUUUCACCUAUCUCAGCAGACGUGUAUUUAUCCAGGUAGUUGUGUACAAUAUUACUUUUCAUUGCACUGGUUAGACUGAGAUGCACGCCUAUUGAGCUCUGCGUUACUU